AUGGUCUCUAUUGAAACCACUCAGCUCUCCCGGAUCAGUGCAGAGGCAGCCAUAGACAAUACAGAUGCAGGGGCCAGAAGACUUGAUGUGUUUUCAGUGGAUAAUGAGACACUGCAGGGUGGAUUCAUGCUGUGCUUCCUGGAUGAUGGAUGUGGCAUGAGCCCUGAGGAAGCUUUGGACAUUAUUUAUUUUGGAACAUCCAAAAAACGGUUAUCAACCUUCAAGUUCAUUGGACAGUAUGGGAAUGGUCUUAAAAGUGGGUCCAUGAGAAUUGGAAAAGACUUCAUUCUUUUUACAAAGAGGGAAGAAACAAUGACCUGUGUGUUUUUCUCUCAGACGUUCUGUGAAAGAGAAGGUCUUAGUGAGGUUGUGGUUCCAAUACCUUCAUGGUUAACACGAACCAGAGAAUAUGUCACCAAUGAUCCCAUAAAAUUCUCCACGGAAUUGUCUAUAAUUUAUAAAUACUCCCCAUUUAAAACUGAAGCUGAAUUGAUGCAGCAAUUUGAUAUGAUCUAUGGAAAAUGCGGUACUUUGCUGGUUAUUUACAACUUGAAGCUUUUGCUUAAUGGAGAACCAGAGCUGGAUGUUAAAACUGACCAGGAAGAUAUUCUGGUAGCCGGAUCCCUUGAGGAUUUUCCAGAGAGAUGGUCAUUCAGAGCCUAUGCGUCUGUUCUGUACUUUGACCCUCGGAUGAGAAUAUUCAUUCAGGCCAAAAGAGUUAAAACAAAACACCUAUGUCAUUGCCUCUACAGACCCAGAAAGUAUCUCUGUGCUACAUCUUCUUUUAAAGGAACAUUUAAAAAUGAAGUUAAAAAUGCUAAAGAAGCCGUAAAGAUUGCUGAACUCACACUGAAAGAAGCACAAAUUAAAGUCAACAAACUGGACAGAAGUGUGUCAUCUCCUGCCAAGGAUACAUUACAAGAAGCUUUGGAAGAUGUAGAAGCAAAGCGUGAGACUCUUAAAGAGAAACAGAGAGAAUUAAAAAAGACAAAAACGUUCUCCUUGUUCUUUGGAGUGAGCGUGGAAAAUCGAAGCCAAGCUGGCAUGUUCAUUUACAGUAAUAACCGCUUGAUCAAAAUGCAUGAGAAAGUGGGCCCUCAGCUGAAGCUCAAGUCUUUACUUGGUGCAGGUGUGGUUGGAAUUGUUAAUAUACCCUUGGAGAUCAUGGAGCCAUCCCAUAAUAAACAGGAGUUUCUCAAUGUCCAGGAAUACAAUCGUCUACUGAAAGUCAUGGGACAGUACUUGGUCCAGUACUGUAAGGACACUGGCAUCAGUAAUAGAAAUUUAUCAUUGUUUUGGAGUGAAUUUGGAUACCAAAAUAGCAAGGAUGUGGAGAAGUCUUUAGAUUCUGGUUGGUAUCAAAGAAGACAAGUCAUGGCUAUCCCGUUCAUCAUCCAGUGUGAUCUUUGCCUCAAGUGGAGAGUCUUGCCUUCCUCUACUGAUUAUGAGGGAAAAGAAUUUCUUGGCAUUUGGAUUUGUGCUGAUAAUCCUAACCCCCUGGAAAACAGUUGUCAUCAGAUGGAACAGCUACCUUCCAUCCCCCUGGGUACCAUGAGCACAGCAUUACCAUCAAAGAAUGAAAAAGAGAAGCAACUUAGAGAGCUGGUCCAUAGGUAUCAAAAUAAGCUUACAGACCAGCAGUUGCAGCCUCAAUUUAUACCAAGUAGGAUCGCUGAGUUCACUACCACCUGCCAAACUUCAGCACCUAAGGAAAAUACCAAAACUCAGAGAAUCCAGCCUUUGGGUGGUGACUUGAAGCAUGAGUCUCUCCCAUCCUUUGAGAUUUCAGUCAGCCAUCGAGGCCAGAAAAGACACACAGAAGGGUCAGACUCAGAUGUAGAAUUCAUUUCAGAGACUAAAAUGAUGAAGAUGACUAUGCAGAAGAAAGGGAAACCUCAACAGUGGAGACACCCAGCAGCCCCACCAGAAAAUGUCAAACCAGCUGAGAGAUCCCAGAACAGUCAGAUUGCUAGUAUCAGCACAGCUUCUUCUUGGGAAAUGAAAGGGAAGCAGAGUCAAAACCUUAUUCAGGAAUGUAAGGCAUUGAUUCAAGUUGAAACCAACAAUAAGAAUUCAGAUAUAAUCCUGAUUUUAGAUAAAAGAGACACUGAAAUUGCACUGAAACAAGAAGAAAAGGAAGUUCCUCUUAUAAACAAAGAAAAACAGGAGCUGUGCAAUGUUCCUCCAGAAAUAAAGAGAAACUCUUCAUUGCCUAACUUGAAAAGUAUCCUCUUGGUGACAGUAGAAGACUUAAAUGCAAGUUCUGGACGCAAAGCAAGGGUCUCUGUAAAUGACAAUAGUAAAGUCGCUUCUUCUAUGACAGAGUCUUUUCAAAAUACGUUUGUCAAGGAAACAGUGAGAAAACUGAUGUCUAAUUUAAGGGAGAUUCUUCUUUUUUUUUUCCCUGAGUAUCAGCUACCAUCAGAAUUUGAUUAUGUGUAUGUGGAGGAACCUGUAGCGAGUUCUGAGCUGGAGCAAUGCCCAGAGCAGACAAACAAAAAGCUGAAAAUGUGUUUCAACCAGAUCCAGAAUGUGUACAUGGUCCAAUAUGAGAAAAGACUGAAGAGAAAAAUGCAGUCCAUUGUCUCUGAUGCAACUAGAAGAGAAGAGAUGAGUGGAGUCUCUCUGCGGCAAUGUGAAGAAAAAAGAAAACUCACUGAAGUGAAACUGAAGACUCUCCGUGUAAAACUGACAAGAUUGCUGUGGAAACUUCAGCUGGGUGGUCCAACAGGUGAUCUGGAACAGACUGACAGUUACUUAGAAGCUUGGCUUAAAGAAGAUAAUCUCUUUUUCCAAAAUGCUUUAAAUAAAGUUACUAUAGAGUCAGGACAUAAUCUCCCUGUAGAAAAAAAAUAA
This is a messenger RNA of Trichechus manatus latirostris (Florida manatee), 2856 nucleotides long. It is a transcript of the gene MORC1, whose product is annotated as MORC family CW-type zinc finger 1. The record is from RefSeq and is a predicted model, not a curated record. Gene Ontology annotation, molecular function: zinc ion binding. NCBI's taxonomy places the organism in Eukaryota, Metazoa, Chordata, Mammalia, Sirenia, Trichechidae. Gene Ontology annotation, cellular component: nucleus. The coding region runs from base 1 to 2856 and encodes 951 amino acids. The transcript is spliced from 28 exons.